AUGAGAAAGCACAUGGAUCCCCAUUUAAAGGUGGAUGUGAAUGCUUCUAGUGGAUCGUCGGCCAACGCUGCUUCGACAUCAGAUGCCGAAGUGUCAACGCCGCCUCAACCCACAAUGCCACCGCCUUCCAACAACUGGAAUCGAAUUAAUUCCCCAGAUGCAGUGAGUCCCAGACCGAAUGAAGUCAAAUGCUACAGUCCCUACCCCCAGGAAGACGGACCGUUCGUGGAACAGUGUUUACCAUACGUUCGAGCGAGUGCUUAUAAUUGGUUCCAUCUACAGGCGGCAAAACGAAAGCAUCCGAAAGAUCACGAAAAACGGAUGAAUGCAGAUGAAGAGAACAAGAAGCUGGCUGAAUUACAGAACGAUUCUGACGAUGCGAAAGUAGUAUGGGCGUCGAGGCUGCUCAACAAGCUUCGCAAAGAUAUUCGUGCUGAUUACAAGGACGCAUUCAUUUCAGUUGUUUCUGGAAUCGAGCCCGACAAAUGCGUUCUCACUGUUCCAGAUCAAAGAGGCAAAAUGCGGCGCAUUGAUAUCCUGCGCCAGUCUGACAAAGUAUGGCGGCUAGACCUUGUUACUAUAAUUUUGUUCAAGGGAAUACCUCUCGAAAGUACCGAUGGUGAAAGGUUGGAGAGAGUUGAAACCUGCUCGAAUCCGUUAUGUAUCAACCCGUUUCAUUUAUCGAUUUCUGUUCGCGGAUUGGAUAUUUUCAUGGCAACAUAUCUGAAGGAUGUGAACACCAAAAUUACAUACAAUGCCAUACCGCCGGAUAUUCACGCGAUGAUAAAGCAAGAGCCUGGCGAGCCAUUAACCUCUGCAGCCCAUAUGUGGGGUCCGAAUGCAGAUUCUUCUGACCCUAUCGUGCUUUCCUAUGAUCCAAUAAAAGCAUGCCAUACAUAUUUUGGUGGUCGAGCUACUCUUCAACAACCUAAUUCUUACGCUAACUUAGAGAAUAAAAACGCUAUCGACAAUAACUAUUUCGAUCCAAAGCGCUCAGUCUUGUGUCUGCCACCUCCUCCACCACUGAUUACCACAGAAUUACCUACUGAUGAACUGCCUACUGAUAAUCAGCCUCUGGAAAUUUGCGAAGAUUCAAACGAUGUUCCCUCGAAAAACUCAGAUGAUUCGCCGAAUUCCAGCACCAAUCAAGAAGUCACGAGUAUAAACAGCAAUCAGGAAUAUAAAGAGCGAUUGAUGCUCGGGCAAAAUAGCUCGAUUUGGCAGCCUCAAGGAAACUAUAAUCUCGGCGGCAAUAGGACCAACAGACAGGAGAACCAAAUCGCGGACUAUCAAAGUCAAGAACCAAUAAAUCAUGUUUAUCGUACAACGAAGCCGGUCCGACGAAUCAGAGUUAACGCCGGAACUCAUGGAGAUGUCGGAGUGUUAGUGGUUGAUGAGAGAAAUCAUCCCGAUCCUCAAACUCACGCUCAAAACAUAGUAAACGCUCUGACAUCUAUUUGCACAACACCAACUCAAUCCGGAAGAAAACGAACGCAUACUGGUGUCCAGAGCCCGUACGAAUUUUUGAAUCGUAGCUCUGAUUUGCUUGACAGUAUUCUAGACGGUAAUGGAACGGGAAGUGAUGUGUCACCACCACACGCAGCAGUAUCCAAUUUGAUUAGUCGAGAAAGUAACGGUUUCAUGGGUAGUCCAACGAAAUUCACAACAGCCAGAGGAGAUACGACAAGUUUUAGCAAAAUAUUACAAAAGAUAGAAGAGAAGCAUGGUCAACAGCUACUUCAAAAUCAACCAUCAACCAGUGGAGCUCCUCCGGUAAAAAUGACGUCCAGUCCAGUCGAAGCUGGCUCUGUAAGAUUAGUUGCUCCAAUUGCUUUGAAACCAACUAUGAUGUCGAUGUCUGGUUGCAAUUCAAUCGUCGUUUCACCAAUCACAACACCUCGAAUAACUCCUUUCCGUGGAUUAGAAGACGAUUCUUUGAUCAACGCACUCGGCCUUGCAAACAGCAACGACGGCUCACUACACGAAAACUUCCUGCAGCAUUUCAUCGAGUCCAACUCUCGAUCUCCGUUGCUAAACGGUCCUUCCUCCUUUUCAGCUCUCGCAAUGGGUAAUAUGGGAAGAGUUGGAAAUCCUCAACACGUUCGGCCUGAGAGUUCUACUAGCAACGGAUCAAACUCUCUGAGAACAGCAAUGGGACUCAUCGCUCCGCCAACCAUCUCUCUCACAGUUUCACAGCCGACAACUAUACCAGCUCUUCAUCAGCUGCGAAUGGGCGUCGUGGUUCCCUCCGCAUGUUCUCCGUCAUCAUCAAACUCCUCGUUGGAAGAAGAAGCCGCGAAUCAAGCUCCGAUCUCGAAUGCACCGAUAGAUCCCAACGCUCCGAAACUGCCAACAGACUUUUCGCAAGCUCUUCGCGACGAGAAAAAAUAA
Messenger RNA from Caenorhabditis briggsae, 2391 nucleotides. RefSeq names its product Protein CBR-NFI-1 (gene Cbr-nfi-1). The record is from RefSeq and is a predicted model, not a curated record. Gene Ontology annotation, molecular function: RNA polymerase II cis-regulatory region sequence-specific DNA binding; DNA-binding transcription factor activity, RNA polymerase II-specific. Gene Ontology annotation, cellular component: nucleus. The coding region runs from base 1 to 2391 and encodes 796 amino acids. The transcript is spliced from 14 exons. Gene Ontology annotation, biological process: regulation of transcription by RNA polymerase II. NCBI's taxonomy places the organism in Eukaryota, Metazoa, Nematoda, Chromadorea, Rhabditida, Rhabditidae.